Galleria mellonella (greater wax moth) is the source of this 4471-nucleotide messenger RNA. RefSeq lists its product as uncharacterized. Gene Ontology annotation, molecular function: glycosyltransferase activity. Gene Ontology annotation, cellular component: cytoplasm. Lineage: Eukaryota; Metazoa; Arthropoda; Insecta; Lepidoptera; Pyralidae. The transcript is spliced from 9 exons. The coding region runs from base 165 to 4142 and encodes 1325 amino acids. The record is from RefSeq and is a predicted model, not a curated record.
GUGCGUCAGUGGCACCAGUGGCGCGGUAAGGGGGUCGAGUUGAGACUCGAGUCACCGGUUGCGCACGCUGCGUGCAUUCGAUAGUGCUGCGCGAAGAGCGCGUGUACUUUGUGUCAUUAGAGGUGACUGGAACUGUCACGCACGAAACUACACCCGGCUACAAAAUGUCAAAUCGAGCAUGGGUAACGUUAGCUACAAACGAUUCCUACGGUUUGGGCGCCUUGGUGUUGGCGCAUUCACUGCGUCGCGCCGGCUCAGUGUACCCAAGUGUGGUACUCAUCACACCCUCUGUCACCGAGCCGAUGAGGGAUCGGCUCCGCGCAGUAUUUGCUGAAGUAGUUAUAGUGGACGUACUGGACUCUCGCGAUGCAGCUCAUCUCGCUUUAUUGCAGCGUCCCGAGCUUGGCAUUACUUUCACAAAAAUUCAUUGCUGGGGCCUGACACAGUAUGAGAAAUGUGUGUUCCUCGAUGCUGAUACACUGAUCGUUCAAAACUGCGACGAGCUAUUCGAGCGUGAGGAACUGUCCGCGGCGCCAGACGUAGGCUGGCCUGACUGCUUCAACUCCGGCGUGUUUGUAUACAAACCCUCCGCUGAGACCUUCGAACAGCUAAUCAAGUUCGCCCAGGAACGUGGUAGUUUUGAUGGUGGAGACCAGGGUCUUCUCAAUUCCUUCUUCUCUGACUGGGCUCGUGGGGAUAUCAACAGACAUCUACCUUUCCUUUACAAUGUCACGUCUGCUGCUUUCUACUCUUAUCUGCCCGCACUCAAACACUACGGGCAGAACCUCAAGAUUAUUCACUUCAUCGGCGCAGCUAAACCGUGGCUGCAACAGUUCAAUUUCGAAACUCGGUCAGCCGAGGGUCCAGAAUACUUAAGGGAAUUUCUACAACUUUGGUGGGACAUAUUCGUUGGCCAAGUUCACGCUCAUCUCGAUGUUGCCAUGGCUGAGGUGCAUGAAGCCACUCCACCGUUACCUUCUCAAGAUAUCAGCCAAUACUAUGAACCGAGGGUUGAUCCAGAAUCUGAAUUCCCUUGGCACCAUCCAGUUCAAGUACAAGAACAAAGGAAUGUAACAGAAAUAGACUUAACCCAGUUCUAUGAUCCUUGGCAAUUUUAUAGAGGACAUAUUCCACCGAGGGAGGGUGAAUCUUUUGCACAUCUUUCAGAUUUACAAAGACCAGACGAUCGUGAAGAUUUGAGGAGACAUGUAUGGGAAUAUAAUCAAUCUCAUGACUACGAGACUCUACAACAAGAAUUGAACACAGAUCAAGAAGAAAUGCCCCAGAUUCGCAAUCAAAUGGAAUAUCAAAAUCAAAAUACACAACAGCAUAAUAAUAAUAGUCAACAAAAUCACCAUCAACUUACAAAUGGAUAUCGGGAAUAUAACAAUAAUUAUUACUAUUAUUAUCACCAUCAUUAUCACCGUCAUUUUCAACGGGUUCCUUAUAUAUAUUACCCUUACGUACGCAAUUACUACAGCUUGCAGCACAGGCAAUCAGAUUAUAAUCGUAAUUAUUACCACAAUCAAUUAGAUAAUUCUAGUCAUACACAAUAUUACUUUAAUUCUACUCAUUCGCACCGACACAACUCACAUAAUAAUUCUAGUCAAAGUCAACAUGUUACUCACAAUAUUGUUGUUGAUAAUUUUCAUAAUGACCGAGAUGAUCCGCAGCCUGAACCUCAUAUAAAUUACAAUGAACUAGAGCCAAUACAACAUGUUCAUCCUAAUACACAUAAUAGAAGAACCCAUCAGCAGCCCAGAGUAAAUGGCAUGGAUAUAGUGCCAUUAAAUAGAAAUGUCAAUGGAAAUGUUUCUGACAAUGAUAUUGAACAUAACGAUAAUAUACCGAGACACCCGUAUGAUGGCUUCUAUUUAAGGCAUCAAACAACAAUAGAUCAUCAUGGACGCAAAAUUUGUAUACAUCAAAUACCUGAAACUGCAUCGCAAUCUGCUAUCGCUGCAAGGCCUGAAUCGUCGGUUUCGUUAGACGGUAAUAUGCCAGCAGAGGCGGCGACUACUCUUGAAUACAGUACACAAAGUGGAGUCGCAGGCAAUUUGGCACGUGUAGCGCCAGGUGCGUCCGGAUCCCAGCGUGACGCUCUAGAUGAACUUACACGUCGGCAAGGAUGGGAAGCAGGCAAUAUAGAUUACAUGGGAGCAGAUUCCUUUGACAAUAUUUGGGCCAAAAUCUCGCAAACGCUCAAUCAACCUCGAGUAUCUCCUCCAAAACAGACGGCCACUAAGGAGCCUACUCCACCUCCUGUUGAAUCAGCACCUAUUUCCGUUGAGGUGGCACAAGAAGCGGUAUCAUUAGAUACUGCAGUUACUCCUGCACCUAGCGACACGCCUAUUGUAGGUGAGGUUUCCGCGCCAGUACUAGAUGAAGCAUCUCCAGUGACAGAAAUUCCUGCUUCAAUUGAAACGAUUGUACCCCCACUAGUGCAAGCAGAAGUUUCCGCAUCAAUAGUAGCUCCAGUUGAUGCAUCUGUAUCACCUGCUCCAGCGAUAACUGAUGCAUCUCCAUCCGUACCAACAGAAGCUCCGGCAUCAACAGAAGUACCUACACAAAUAGAAACAGAAGUACCAGCAGUAGUAGAUGCACCUGUAUCCACAGAAGCAUCUGCACCUGUGCUAGCAGAAGCACCCACACCAGUACCAACAGAAGCACCUGUGCCCACAGAAGCACUUGCAUCAGUACCAGCAGAAACACCUGUAUCUACAGAAGCACCUGUGUCCACAGAAGCACUUGCAUCAGUAGCAAUAGAAGAACCCGCAUCCACAGAAGCAGCUGCACCUGUACCAACAGAAGUACCCGCUUCUAUACUAACCGAAACAUCCAGAUCCACAGAAACAGGAGCGUCAGUUCCGACUGAGGUUUCUGAACCAUCCUCAACAGCAGUAGCUGUAACAACUGCACCAGCAGGUUCUCUUAUUUCAGUGGAAGCAUCAGCGUCAGUUCCAACUGAGGUACCCGCACCAAUACCAGCUGAAACAACGGAACUUCCCACAUCGAUUGAAACAUCCGCACCACAGUCAACAGAUAUCUCUACACUACCUUCACCAGCUCAAACUGAAGUGCCUGCAACCGUUGAAGCUGUUGCUCCAGUUAAGGCAUCAGAACUAGAAUCAACCUCAGUUCUUGGUGAUGUCCCUGCUUCAGUAGUACCGUCUACUGGAGGUGAAACACCUACACCAGUUACAGUAGAAUCCGCAUCCGUACCUGCGACGGUCGAGACUACAACGACGGCAGCAACAGAAAGUGUUGCUGCUGAAGUUCCUGUUGGUGUUGAAGCACCUAUAAUACCGCAAAAGACUGAAACACCAGCAGUGCCCCCUACACCGCCAGGGACACCUAAAUCGUCACCAGAAGCUUCAACUCCAGUUACGGAAACAGCACCAAUCUUAGAUACCCCUAAAGUACCUGAGACACCACCAGCUGUUGCUCCGGUGCCACCGGCAGAAGCACCAAUUGUGCCAGCAUCAGAUGUUACACCAGAGAAAGCACCAUCUGUCAGCGAUAGUCCCCCCCUAGCCAACACGCCGCCCAAAGGAGCGCCCGCAGAGCCCGUUGCCAAAUCUGAGGAGCGUCGCAAGCCAGCGGGGAAGCUGCAGCUGAGUCCCCCUGCCGCUGCCGAUCCGCUCCCCACCCCUGACAGCGAACUGGAAGACGCAGCUGCACUUGCACAGUCUAUCAUCGCCAGCGAGUUGCAAACGCCUACAGUCACCUCGCCAGAACCCUCUGCCACUCCCGCUUCACCUCCGCCGCCUGUUCAACAAGAGAGACUCGUUGUAGAAGAACCAGAAGUGCCGACGCCACCUGUAGAUAGCGUGUCUCUCGCCCAGAUAGGGGUCAAAUCCAGCAAAGGAAAGUCUACGACAGCUGCGCAGAUAGAAUCGUCCGUAAUAGUAAAAGCCGAAUCAGAAGUACCGGCAGCCGAGUCAACAGCGCCGGCGGCAGAGUCAACAGCGACAGCGGCAGAGUUAACAACGCCGGCGACAACCGCGCAACCUAGUAAAUCCACGGAUGCACCUAAAAAGAAGGUUGUGAAGAAGGCGGCUAAGAAAGAAAAAGAGGGUGCGUCGAGCGGCGAUACUCCUGUGCCGCCGCCGCGCAAGAAGGAAAAGAAGCCCAAAGAAUAAAGAGGGCAUACGCUCCCUAUACCUAGUUCCUCUGUGCCAUAAAUUGUAACCUCUCCAUAUAAUUUUAAUGUUUAUAUUUUCAAAUGCUUUUAUAUAUCUAUGCAUAAUUGUCUUUAAUUAUAAUUAUUUCUUAUUAGUCAUCAUUCACUAUGUAUAUGUUUUUAUUGACCGAAAUUUGCAUUAUGUUAAUAAAUAAGACACAUUUCUACCUUUUUAUAUUAUAACAUUAAUUAUUUUGGUUUUAUAUAUUCAAAAGAUUUUACCAAAGCAUGAGACGUAUUUAUUAAACGAAGUUUUAUGUAAUUUUGUAUUAAAAGUCUAUUUUCGAA